Messenger RNA from Baudoinia panamericana UAMH 10762, 1761 nucleotides. RefSeq lists its product as uncharacterized. NCBI's taxonomy places the organism in Eukaryota, Fungi, Ascomycota, Dothideomycetes, Mycosphaerellales, Teratosphaeriaceae. Gene Ontology annotation, molecular function: GTP binding; translation release factor activity; GTPase activity. Gene Ontology annotation, biological process: translational termination; nuclear-transcribed mRNA catabolic process, deadenylation-dependent decay; translation. The record is from RefSeq and is a predicted model, not a curated record. Gene Ontology annotation, cellular component: translation release factor complex. Bases 39 to 1553 code for a protein of 504 amino acids. The transcript has a single exon.
CACCCGCCGCAGGCACCAAGGUGGCGGCAGCGAAAGCCAUGGAGAAUGCAGGCGCAGGCGCAGGCGCAACCGCCAGCGGCAAUACAUCCCCAACCACCGCCUCCGGCCGAUCCUCCCCUUCCCGCGCCGAACAAAAAGCAGAGGCCCGACGAGCCGACAUGGUCGCGCAUGAACAAGCCGCCGAAGUUGACGAAGAAGCGCUGGAAGAAAUGUACGGCAAAGAGCACGUCAACGUCAUCUUCCUCGGCCACGUCGACGCCGGCAAAUCCACCCUCGGCGGCAGCAUCCUCUACGCCACGGGCAUGGUCGACGAACGCACGAUGGAGAAAUACAAGCGCGACGCCAAAGACCUCGGCCGAGAGUCUUGGUACCUUUCUUGGGCAUUGGAUCAAACGAAAGAGGAACGCGCCAAAGGCAAAACCGUCGAAGUCGGGCGCGGCUUCUUCGAGACGGAAAAACGUCGCUACUCCAUCCUCGACGCCCCGGGGCAUAAAAACUUCGUCCCCAACAUGGUCUCCGGCGCCUCGCAAGCCGACGUCGGCGUGCUCGUCAUCUCUGCGCGCAAGGGCGAAUACGAGACUGGCUUCGAAAAGGGCGGCCAAACGCGCGAACACGCCGUCCUCGCAAAGACCCAAGGCGUGAACAAACUCAUCAUCGUUGUAAACAAAAUGGACGACCCAACGGUUGAAUGGAGCGAGGACCGCUACAAAGAGUGCACAGCGAAACUCACCACUUUCCUUAAAGGACUAGGCUACAACCCCAAAAACGAUCUGACCUUCAUGCCCAUCGCCGCCCAACAAACACUGGGAAUCAAAACCCGCGUCCCCAAAGAUCUCGCCCCGUGGAACGACUCCCCCUCUUUACUCGAAUACCUCGACUCGAUGCAAACGCUCGAGCGCAAGAUCAACGCCCCCUUCAUGAUGCCCAUCGCGGCCAAGUAUCGCGAUAUGGGAACUAUGAUCGAAGGGAAGAUUGAGGCGGGCGUGAUUCGGAAGGAGACGAAGUAUCUCAUGAUGCCUAACAAGGCGGAGAUUGUCAUUUCGGCGUUGUACGGCGAGACGGAGGAUGAGGUUGAGCGGGCGGUUUGUGGCGAGCAAGUCCGGCUCCGUAUCAAGGGGGCGGAGGAGGAAGAUAUUUACCCCGGUUUCGUCCUCUGCUCGCCUAAACGACCGGUCCACUGCGUGUCAGCCUUUGAAGCGCAGAUCCGUUUGCUGGAGCUCAAGUCGAUCCUUUCGGCAGGAUUCAACUGCGUCUUACACAUCCACUCCGCUACGGAGGAAGUCACUUUCGCGGCUUUAUUGCACAAGUUGGAACCGAAGACCAAUCGCAAGAGCAAGAAGCCGCCCGGUUUCGCGAAACAGGGGAUGAACAUUGUGGCCCGACUGGAGGUGCAGGGAGGGGCGGGGAGUGUCUGUGUGGAGCGGUUUGAGGAGUAUCCCCAGCUGGGCCGGUUUACGUUGAGGGAUCAGGGGCAGACGAUUGCGAUUGGGAAGAUUACGAAGUUGAUUUUGGACGGGACGGGAGGGGGUGAAGGGCAGGGGGGUGGGGCGUAGGCCGGCUCCGUGGGUUUGGUGUUGUUGUUGUUGUUGUUUGUUGUUUUUGGGGCGGUUUGGGAGGAGGAGGAAGGUGGGGUGGGUUUUGAGUCUGUAGGCAUGACGAUGUAGUGAGGAGGAGGAGGUGGUGGGGUUGGUGACGGGAUGUAGUCUGUGUGCUUCUGUGAUGGGACGGUGAAAGCUCGUCACUUUCGCAAUGGGACGGUGA